This is a messenger RNA of Adineta steineri, 378 nucleotides long. NCBI's taxonomy places the organism in Eukaryota, Metazoa, Rotifera, Eurotatoria, Adinetida, Adinetidae. The record is from the annotation of a GenBank genome assembly.
AUGGUUCUUCAAAUAUCAACGGCUCACUUGAUAAAUUCAGCACAAAGGCCAAAACCGCAUGAAAAUGUGUCGGGAUGGACUUCACCACCACCGCGUCUUCUUGGAAGAAAUGCUGGAUGUGAUGCGGUACUCUCCAGCUGCGGGCCGAAUGGUGGAUGCUGUGAUGAACACGAUAGUUGUUGGGAAGUAGAAAAGUGUACUGCUUUGAGUUGGAUACCUGGUGUCAAUGGUCUUGACUGUUGGAGUUGUAACUGGAAUGUGAUGAAAUGUGCUGUUAUGCGAAAUCCAGGAAUGAGUUCAUGUUGUUCAGAGGGUACAUGCGGAAUGGAUGACGAUCAAGCGGAAACACACAGGGAAGGACAACGAAGACGACGUUAG